AACAACUCUCGUCGCUUUGUGCCUUGCACUGGCCGAUGGCUUAGUCUUCUCCUCAUUGCAUUCGCAACAGUCUGUCAGUGAACAAGUAGUGUUGAUUGUGGCUGCAGUUCCUUGAUACAUUUUGUGAUUACGAGACAUAUUGUUCUUCAGUGAACCCCUAUAUUUUGCUUCAAGUGACCUUGGAUUCGGAUAUAAACAUCUGCCUGAGCAAAAUUUCAUUACUCUUCCAAAAUGACUGAAGUCCAGACAUCUCCAACCGAGAUCCGCUGCCAAGAGAAAUCUCGCGGUGGUCUCUGCUAUGAAGUGAUCCUGGCUGAACCAUCUACAAAUACCACACCUAAACGGGCUGGUUCUCCACCUACACCCAAAAAUCUUUCGGUUGAAGAAAUCCAGGAGAAACUAAAGAAAGCAGAAGAAAGACGUCUGAGUCUCGAAGCAAACAAAAUGGCAGCUAUUACGGCCAAAAUGGCCAAGAUUGAAGAAGCUUCUCGCAAGAAAGACGAGCAGACGAGCUCCUUCAUCGUCAACACCAAGGAGGCAUUGGAUGCGAAAAUGGAAACUCACAUUGAGAAACGCGAAGCUUAUAUUAAUGAUCUCAAAAAGAAGAUGAAGGAACAUUUGGAAAGCGUCGAAAAAAGCCGGCUAACUCUGGACCAACAAACCGAAGAAGUAAGAAACGCCAUGCAAGAAAAAGUCAACACCGUUACAGCUCAUCGCGAUGAAAACAUCAAAAAAAUGUUAGAACGCCUAAAGGAACAUGAAGAACAAGUGCAAAGAGUUCGCAGCGCGAAUAUGGAAAAAUUUCAGCAAUUAGAAACAACAAUUAACUCAAAACUCGAACAGGCUGAAAAUAGACGAAUUCAACUCGAGCAGGAACAGAAGGAGAAGCUUAGAAAUCAUAACACAGUCAAGAUCGCCGAAGUGAGGAGUAUUAUUGAGACUCAGGAUGAAAUUUUGAAGACUGAAACAUCGAAAAUUAUUGAAACAAAAUUAUCCACUGCCGAACAAAAACGUGCUCAGGAAAUACAGAAAAAACUUGACCAAAUUAAAGAACAUGACCGCAGAGCAGAAAUGGUUCGCCAAAACAAAGCAGCUUUGGAACAAGAAGAAGAAUCUCCCGUCACAGCCUCUUCAGGUUAAUAACAUGUUACUUUAUAUGCAACAAUGAUUUUGCGCUUUCUAAUUAACUAUAUAGUUUAUACAUUUUUAGAUUUUAAGAGAAAAAUUAACUAAUGAUCGAAUAUCUUUAUCAUUAACUUGCAAC
Messenger RNA from Ctenocephalides felis (cat flea), 1264 nucleotides. RefSeq names its product tropomyosin-1 (gene stai). Bases 232 to 1140 code for a protein of 302 amino acids. The record is from RefSeq and is a predicted model, not a curated record. Gene Ontology annotation, cellular component: neuron projection; cytoplasm. NCBI's taxonomy places the organism in Eukaryota, Metazoa, Arthropoda, Insecta, Siphonaptera, Pulicidae. The transcript has 8 exons. Gene Ontology annotation, molecular function: tubulin binding. Gene Ontology annotation, biological process: microtubule depolymerization; neuron projection development; regulation of microtubule polymerization or depolymerization.